Chanos chanos (milkfish) is the source of this 901-nucleotide messenger RNA. RefSeq names its product NOP protein chaperone 1 (gene nopchap1). The transcript has 4 exons. Gene Ontology annotation, biological process: box C/D snoRNP assembly. The record is from RefSeq and is a predicted model, not a curated record. Lineage: Eukaryota; Metazoa; Chordata; Actinopteri; Gonorynchiformes; Chanidae. The coding region runs from base 1 to 447 and encodes 148 amino acids. Gene Ontology annotation, molecular function: box C/D methylation guide snoRNP complex binding.
AUGGCCGAAGAACCAGGAAAAGUGAAGAAAAAUUCGCAGGAUUUGCUGACAUGCGGAAACGGAGUAGGUUUCCACGAAAAACUUGUUUUGAAGUCCCAAGUAGCAAAUGGAGCUUCUUCCCUUCAAACUACCAAACUGCCGAGAAGUAAUGUCUUGGACAGGCUUCAAAGAUUCCUGCCCCAGAUUGCCCAGGCCAACGAGUCUUUGAGGCAGCAGAUGGAGUCGGCUCCUGCUGGACACUUUGACAUUGAGUGCGUGGAGGAGACCGGGAAAGUCAUCGAGAUGGAUGUGGCUCUGGUCGAGAUGGAAGACUCUGGCAGUGACACUGAAGAAGUGGAAGACAGUUCAGAGGAAGAAGAUGAUGAAAUCACAGUGGAGACCCUUAAGCUUCCUGGAAACAAGAAAAGGAAAGCCAACAUUCAAGUAGUAAAGAGUGAGGGAGUUUGAAAGAGAGAACAUGCCCCCCUACAAACCUGCAGGGUAAUGGACUUGGGACCCUUUAAACCCUUUACAAACAUCAAGAAGUCAGACAUCACUUCUGAACAAACCCCUCACAGAGCGGGUGGCGCUCUGAUCCUGAUUUUGUCAGCCAAGAGCUAUCCUCUAACAGCUGGCCUGAUGGUAGCUAACGUUUAGUAUGACUGUAUUUCUUACAAAACUCACUCUCUGUUCAGUUUUGUUUGAGCAUAUCCUACAAAGUUUGUCUCCACAUGAAAUACAAAUUGAGACCUGUGUGGACGCUCCUGGAUUUCUGGGAUACUCUUCCAGUGAAAGAAACUGAGAACAUUGUACGGAAAGAACGUAAAGUCAGGAUGUGCUCAGGUCUAACACACUAUUGUGAGGAUAUUUGAAAUGAUGUUGGACUUAUGGGUGCAUGACAUGUACUGUCAUUACGCCAACA